This is a messenger RNA of Tachyglossus aculeatus (Australian echidna), 7743 nucleotides long. RefSeq names its product SET domain containing 1B, histone lysine methyltransferase (gene SETD1B). Bases 22 to 5991 code for a protein of 1989 amino acids. The transcript has 18 exons. Gene Ontology annotation, cellular component: Set1C/COMPASS complex. The record is from RefSeq and is a predicted model, not a curated record. NCBI's taxonomy places the organism in Eukaryota, Metazoa, Chordata, Mammalia, Monotremata, Tachyglossidae. Gene Ontology annotation, molecular function: protein binding; RNA binding; histone H3K4 methyltransferase activity.
AGCCGGAGCCCCGGCGGCACCAUGUCUUUCCGAGAGAUCAAGGCGGGGGAGCGAGCCGGCAGCCACGCCGAAGAUCAUGGGAAAAAGCAGAGUUCAAGUUGGGUUAACGGCAUGGAGAACAGCCACCACCACCACCACCACCACCACCACCACCAGCCCGGGGCUUCGGGCGAGAAGAGAAACCACCAUUGGAGAAGUUACAAGUUGAUUAUUGACCCGGCGCUGAAGAAAGGACAGCACAAACUCUACCGCUACGAUGGACAGCAUUUCAGUAUGGCUAACCCGGGCAUUGCCCCGGUGGAUUGUGUCCGGGAUCCAAGGAUCGGGAGAAUAUGGACCAAAACCAAGGAACUGGAGCUGUCUGUUCCCAAAUUCAAGAUCGAUGAGUAUUAUGUGGGGCCAGUGCCUCCCAAGCAGGUGACUUUUGCCAAGCUGAAUGACAACAUCCGGGAAAACUUCUUGACCGACAUGUGCAAGAAGUAUGGGGAGGUGGAAGAGGUGGAGAUUCUGUACAACCCCAAGAACAAGAAGCACUUGGGCAUCGCCAAGGUGGUCUUUGCCACCGUGAAGGGUGCCCGGGAGGCCGUGCAGCACCUGCAUAGCACCUCAGUCAUGGGCAAUAUUAUCCACGUGGAGCUGGAUACCAAAGGUGAAACUCGCAUGCGGUUCUAUGAACUGCUGGUGAACGGCCCUUACACCCCGCAGACCCUCCCCGUGGGCAAUGAGCUGGACGCUUCCCCGAAUGUGAAUGAGACCCUGCAGCUCCCUGACCCCCUGAAGCGCCUAAAGGACAGCAGCCUCUCCUCCACGGGAUCAUCGGCGGUCACCCCCAACAGCAGCACCCCCUUCUCCCAUGACACAGCCUAUUCCAGUUGCCGCCUGGACACCCCCAACUCCUACGGCCAGUACACGCCCCAGUCCCAAGGCACCCCGCUCACCCCCCGCCUGGGCACCCCCUUCUCCCAGGACUCCAGCUACUCGAGCCGUCAGACCACCCCAGCCUACCACUACAGCCAGGAUUCCGGCUACAAGCCGCGGCGACACGAAACCAAGUUCACCGACGCCUACAACCGCCGCCACGAGCACCACUACGUCCACAACUCCUCGGGGGCCUUUCGCAGCUCCCAAGAGCACCAGUUCGGUGGUGGAGGUGGCGUUGGGGGGAGCGGGAGUGGCGCCUACAAAUCCCACGCGCAGCAGGAUGCCGCCCAGUACUCCCACACCCCUCCACCUGCGCCCCACGGCCAUACGGGGCCCAACUACAAGUCCGCUUUCUCCCCGUACCAGGCGCCGGCUCUGUUCCCCCCGCACGCGGAUGAUUCGCCGGCCUUCGGGUCGGCGUCCCGGGAGACAGACUACCGCCGGCCCCCUCCGCCACCCCCUGCCGAGAGCCCGGCCGCCCCACCCCCUACCGCCCCCGGGGUGGUUGACUUUGCCCCGCUUAAGGAGAAGCCUGAGGAGCCCUCGGCCCCCGCAGUGGAGGCCGGCAGCUUGGAGCCGGGUGGGACCUCCUCCUUUGCCUGGAGCCCAGAGCGCUGCGACAGCCCCGGGACCCCAACCCUGGAGUCCUCAUCCUCGUCCUCGGAGAAGCCGCAUGACAGCCUGGACUCGCGCAUCGAGAUGCUGCUGAAGGAGCAGCGCACCAAGCUGCCCUUCUUCAGCGAGCGUGACUCGGACACGGAGCUGCAGAUGGAGGGGAGCCCCAUCUCCUCCUCCUCGUCCCAGCUCUCCCCGCUGCCCCUCUUUGGCUCUAACUCCCAGCCCGGCUUCCGGGACCGGACGCCGUCCUCCCGCCCCUCCAGCACUGGCCUCGAGGACAUCAGCCCCACGCCCCUGCCAGAUUCGGAGGACGAGGAGCCCGGCCUCGGGCUGGGGCAGGGCCUCAGCCAGAUGCCCGAGCCCGGUGGGGCUGACCUGCCCGGCCAGCUGGGCCAGGCCUCCGAGUUGGUCAAAGAAGCCCCGAGGAGCCAGACGCCAGCCUCCGAGAAGAUGGAUGAGGGCCAGCACUCCUCGGGGGAGGACAUGGAGAUCUCAGAUGACGAGUUGCCCUCGGCCCCCAUCACCAGCGCCGACUGCCCCAAGCCCAUCGUGGUGAACACACCAGUGACCAGUGCCGCAGUGCUGGCCCCCACCAUCCCCAUGCCACCCCCGCCACCGCCGCCGCCGCCGCCACCAGGCUUCCCCCCACUCCCCCCGCCCCCGCCGCCCCCUCCGCAGCCUGGUUUCCCCAUGCCGCCCCCGCUGCCCCCGCCGCCCACACACCCGGCAGUCACGGUGCCCCCUCCGCCUCUACCGGCCCCGCCGGGGGUGCCCCCGCCCCACAUCCUGCCCCCGCUGCCCCCCUUUCACCCGGGCAUGUUCCCCAUGAUGCAGGUGGACAUGAUGAACGUGUUGGGCAACCAGUGGGGCGGGAUGCCCAUGUCCUUCCAGAUGCAGACCCAGAUGUUGAGCCGCAUGAUGCAGGGGCAGGGCAUGUACCAGUACCACCCCUUCAUGGGCAGCAGUAUGCAGUUUGUCAACUUGCCCCCUUACCGCCCCUUCUCCAUGGGGGCCUCCAUGGGCCGGGGCCAGCAGUGGCCCCCGCUGCCCAAGUUCGACCCCUCGGUGCCCCCGCCGGGCUACGUGCCCAAGAAAGAGGACCCACACAAGGCCACGGUGGAUGGUGUCCUGCUAGUGAUCGUCAAGGAGCUGAAAGCCAUCAUGAAGCGGGACCUGAACCGCAAGAUGGUGGAGGUGGUGGCCUUCCGGGCCUUCGACGAGUGGUGGGACAAGAAAGAGCGACUGGCCAAGGCCUCACUAACGCCAGUGAAAUCAGGAGAGCACAAGGACGAGGAAAAACCGAAGCCCAAGGACCGGAUCACCUCCUGCCUCCUGGAGAACUGGAACAAGGGGGAAGGACUGGGCUACGAGGGCAUGGGGCUAGGCAUCGGGCUACGAGGAGCCAUCCGGCUGCCCUCCUUCAAGGUGAAAAGGAAAGAGCCUCCAGAAGCAGCUGCCUCCGGAGACCAGAAACGGCUGCGGCCCUCCACCUCAGUGGAUGAGGAGGAUGAAGAGUCGGAGAGGGACAGGGAUGGGGGCAGCCUGCCUUCUGAGCUCUCCAAGAAGGACCCGGACGCCGUCAGCACCCGACGCCGGCCAGCCCGGCCCCUGGAGCUAGACAGCGAAGGGGAGGAAGAGGAUGAAAAGGAGGAAGAAGAGUCUUCUUCAGACAAGGAGGAGGAGCUAGAGGGGGAUAGGCUGGUCAAACCUACAUCUGACAAAGAGGAGGAGGAAGAAGAGGAGGAGGAGGAUGAAGAUGAGGAAGAGGAGGAGGAGGAGGAAGAGGAGGGAGAGGAAGAUGAGCUUGACGAUGAAAUCCCCGAGGUAGAAUCAAGCGAGAAGGAAGAGGAGCAGGACUCAGAGGGCGAGGACAUGGUGAGCGUGGGCUCCUCCAAAGCAGAAGCAGAGUCGUCCGAUGAGAGCGAGUCCUCAGAGUAUGAGUCGAGCUCGGACUCGGAGGAGGAAGAGGAAGAAGAAGAAGAAGAAGAGGAGGAGGAGGAGGAGGAGGAAGGGGAUGAAGGUGAAGGCCAUGCCGCCUCUGGUCCUGAGUUUGACGCUCAGUUGGAUGGUCAGGAGGCGGUCACCGAGGCAGAGGAGGAGAUGACUAUCCUAGAGCUGACGCCCGUGGUGGACGAGCCGGCCAUGGUGGCGGAGGCGGUGGCCCUGGGCCAGCUCGGGGAUGACCGGGAGAUGGUGCAGGAGGAGCCUGCGGCCCCCGCCGGGCCGGACGGAGAGCCAGGGAGCAGAGGACAGUCCCCCUUGGAAACUCCAGUGGAAGAGCCAGAACCGAAGCCCGAGAGCCCCCAGGGGCCAGCAGAGGAGGAGCCGCCCCGCGAGCUGCGACCCCCGACUCCCUCAGAGGAGCCUCCACCCAGCCAGACCAGCAUUCCCGGAGACGUCCCGAGGCGGGCCUGGCCGGGGGAAGAGGGCAGGCUGGGCACUCCGGGCCCUGAGGUCCUCUGCCCCCCGGAACCGGAACCCGAGCUUCCCCGGGGACCUCCGCUGCUCCCCUCUCCACCCCCGGCCCCUGGCCCUGAGCGGCUCCCUGCCCCCCCGAAACCCCCGCCGGAGGAGGAGCUGCCCCGCACGCCGGGCCGGGUCGUCCUGGCCAAGUCCCAGAGCACAGAAACGGUGCCCGCCACCCCGGGCAGCGACACUCCCCUGACGGGCAGCAGCCUGACCCUCAGCUCCCCCCAGGUGCCCGGCAGCCCCUUCUCCUACCCAUCUCAGUCGCCGGGGCUGAGCGGCGGGGGUGUCCCCCGGACUCCCGGGCGAGACUUCAGCUUCACCCCCACUUUCCCCGAGCCGGGCACCUCCUUGCUGCUCCAGGCCGGCCCCCUGCCGUGUCCCCAGAAGCCCCUCGGGGAAGGACGGGCCGAGGGGCCAGUGGACGAGCCCUCUGGAGCGGGUGGCCCACCGUCUCCCAGGCCGCUGGAGACCGGUCUUCUCCUGGCCUCCAGGACCACAACCCUUUCGCCUCCCCAGCCUCCCGCCCCCCAGGAGGUCCCCUCACCCCCGCUCCUCCCUCCCCCUCCGCCCCCUCCUCCUCUCCCUCCACCUCUCCCGCCUCCGGCCUCCCCUCCCCCCUGCCCGCCACCGGUGAAGAGGAAGCCAGGCCGGCCCAAACGCUCCCCACCAGCCGUGCUGGCUCUGAACGUCCCCCAGCCCGGGCCCCCCCAGCCCCCUCCCGAGCUCCCUGUCCCGCUUCCCCCGGCUGGUGGAGCCGGGGGUCGGGAGCAGCUGCUGCAGCUGGCCAGCCAGCAGGCCACCACUUUCUACGGCCUGCAGGACCCCCGGGCCGUGACCCUGGACUUCCGGAACGAGGGCGGCCUGGACCCCGAGCUCCCGGCGCCCGUGGCGGCCGAGGCGGAGAAGCUCCCCUUCAAGGAGCUGGAAAACCAGUGGUCCGAGGAGCCCCCGGGGCGCGGGGACGUGGAACUGGUGGAAUGUGCAGGGUUCGUCAAGACCAAGGGGCCGUGGCGCCGCCCACCCAAGAAACGGCACGAGGAUGCCGCAGCCCUGCCCUCGCCCGACUACUCGCCCCGCCGCCCCCUCUUCCGGCCCCGCUCGGAGUUCGAGGAGAUGACCAUCCUGUACGACAUCUGGAACGGUGGCAUCGACGAGGAGGACAUCAAGUUUCUGUGCAUCACUUACGACCGGCUGUUGCAGCAGGACAAUGGCAUGGACUGGCUCAACGACACCCUCUGGGUCUACCAUCCCUCCACCAGCUUGUCCACCCCAAAGAAGAAGAAGCGGGAGGACGACAUGCGAGAACACACGACGGGCUGUGCCCGCAGCGAGGGCUACUACAAGAUCGACAAGAAAGACAAACUCAAAUACCUCAACAACAGCCGCGCCUUCGCCGACGAGCCCCCGGCUGAUACCCAGGGCAUGAGCAUCCCGGCCCAGCCUCACGCCUCCACUCGGGCGGGCUCCGAGCGGCGCUCAGAGCAGCGCCGGCUGCUCUCCUCCUUUACCGGCAGCUGCGACAGUGACCUGCUCAAGUUCAACCAGCUCAAGUUCCGGAAGAAGAAGCUCAAGUUCUGCAAGAGCCACAUCCACGACUGGGGCCUGUUUGCCAUGGAACCCAUCGCAGCCGAUGAGAUGGUCAUCGAGUACGUGGGACAGAACAUCCGGCAGGUGAUCGCCGACAUGAGGGAGAAGCGCUACGAGGAUGAGGGCAUUGGAAGCAGUUAUAUGUUCCGGGUCGAUCAUGACACGAUCAUCGAUGCCACCAAGUGUGGCAACUUUGCCAGGUUCAUCAAUCACAGCUGCAAUCCCAACUGUUACGCCAAGGUGAUCACCGUGGAGUCCCAGAAGAAGAUCGUCAUCUACUCCAAGCAGCACAUCAACGUCAACGAGGAGAUCACCUACGACUACAAGUUCCCCAUUGAAGACGUAAAGAUCCCUUGCCUGUGUGGCUCCGAGAACUGCCGGGGGACGCUCAACUAGCUCCCCCCAUCCCUUGCCGCCAGCCUCUCGGAGACCCGGGGGCAGCUGCACUUUGCCAAAAGAAGAAAAGCCGAGCGCCCCAGGCCAGCCCGUGGCGGGGGCAGCGGACAACCCGGAGCGGGCGGCUGGAGUGGCCCGGAGCGGGCGGCGGUGCCCAAGCCCGCACGUCCCCGUUGGCCCCUGCCCGUGUUCCCCUUCAGGUGCUCUCCCUCUGCCACGGGUGUGACCCUGAGGCCGUUCCACGGCCCGGCUCGUUCGCACCAACACUAGCUCCUUCCUCCCCAGGUUCCAGCGUUGCUCCUUUUGGUGGGAAAAGGUACUUUAUUUUUUUUUUUUAUUUAAAGAAAAAAAAGGAAAAAACCCAACAACAGAAAGCCCACCCUACAUCCCAUGCCUGUCCUCUCUCCCAGUAAAUGCUGCUAUUUUUUUCCUCAUCAAAAAAAAAAAAGAAAAAAAAGACAAAGGACAUUUUUGCCAUUGAAAUGUGAAGCCAGAGACAGAGCAGGGGAGCGAGAAGGUGGGGUAGCCAGUUGAAGUUGCACAGUCUCUGAGGAAGCCGGGAAGAGGAAGCAAAGGAAGGGCUGAGUGACCUGGGAAGUCAGCUGCUUGCCGUGUGUAUGUUUGUGUGUGUGUGUCUGUGUGUGUUUUCCCAUUUCUUCUUCCCCCCCAUCCCCCGAACUUCUUUCUUCCCCUCCCCAAACUCUGGCUGUUCCCUCUGCAGGCUGGACACCGGUGCCAGGGGGUGGGCACCCUCCAGGUCAUGAUGGCGCCUGUGGUCCCCACAGAAGAGACGCUGUGGCCCCGGUGCCCAGGCCCCACUCUUUCCCCCCCAUAACACUACAAGCGUUCGGGGCGAGGGGGAGAUGCUCAGCCGGUCUAAGGGCCCUUUUCUGCGGAACGAUCGCUCCUUCGGGGUGGACGGCGCGUGGGGCUGGAUUUAGUUGAUAGAGAGUGUGCUCUGUCUCCCUGGCCCCCAAUUCUGCUUUCAGGGGCCCAAGGGGGCUCUGCAGCAUCAUCUUUGGCCACUCUCCUACACUCCUAGGAGUGAACAGCCGGGCCCGGGGCACUUUAGGUUUGGGGCUCAGAAGUGGAGCGUGGUCUGGGCUCCCAUGUUCCUGGGAGUUACCCCAGCAGCUCCCGGGAGGGGAAGCCCAGGAAGCAGGUUUAGCCUCGGUCCGGUCCGCUCUGUCCCCUUGAAGAAAUCCCCUUUCGGUUUUUCCUCCUCGGCGAAGCCUACAAACCUCCGAUCGGUUGGCACAGGUCAGUCUCCUGCCCCCCAACCCCCAGGCUGGUGUGUGUCUGAGCACGGGGACGGCUCCCUCCCCCGGCCCGACCUGACCCCUGAGGAAGCUUCCCUAGGCUUCCUCUCCCGUUCCCAGUAAGUGUGGGUGCGAUCAGAACGGGGUAGCUCAGCCCCCAUUUACUCCCCACCCCCUGAUGUUGCCUGGCUGCUCCAGGCCUGGGCUCUUGGGUCCUGGGUCUGGGGAGUUGGUUCCCUUUCAUUUCCUUGCCCCUCCUUCCCCGGUAUGUCCAGGCUGGGGUGACAGCAGCCAGACAGGUGCUAAGGAACUGGCGGGAGGUGGGGGCGGGAAUAGGGGCCCCCCCAAACCUCUCCAAUUCACUCUUCUCCUCCCGCCAGCUUCAUUCCAUCCUCCCAACUUUUCCCUCUCAGGUUUGGAGUUAGGGGAGAAUGGCGGGGAAGUGCGUCUAGAGCUGCCCAAUGUUUACUUUCCCUUUCUUAUGCCAGCAUGG